Ruditapes philippinarum (Manila clam) is the source of this 1376-nucleotide messenger RNA. RefSeq lists its product as uncharacterized. The transcript has a single exon. The coding region runs from base 697 to 1110 and encodes 137 amino acids. Lineage: Eukaryota; Metazoa; Mollusca; Bivalvia; Venerida; Veneridae. The record is from RefSeq and is a predicted model, not a curated record.
GAAUACUCAUUUGAUAUUCAAAGACAAAACAUGUUGACAAUUUUUUUAAAUAAUUUUAGCCUUAUCUGAGUUCAAAAUUCAAUAAAUCGUUUGUAAAAUCUUAACCUUUUAAUGACUAUAACAAAAUUGAUUACAUGAACGCAAUACAGUUCCAAAAGUAUCAAGUGUAACUGAGGAUGAAAACGAAAACACAUUGUUCUUUCAUCCUUGCUUAUAUUGGCAUUCUGAAAACUAAUGACGCUGAAAAAUAUAAAACGUUUGUAAAAUAUGAAGUCUGUUCUAAGUCACAUUUCACAGUGGUUUUUAAAUGAAACAAAUAAUGUUAACAAAGUGAAGUGCUUAGAAAAUUACAAUGCAGAUCGAUGUACUCUGUUUACCACAUAUUGUAUAUCAAUAUGUAGUAAACGUUGUCUACUCUCAUAGAACAGUCAAAUCUAAUUAGACUAUGUAAACUUCUCUACAGAGAUUUGUAAUGAGUCUUGUCUAUUGCCUUAUUUCAAUAUAAACAUUUGAAAGAGAGAAAUGCAAUCUUGUAAAUCGGCUAUGCAUCUUGAUGAGUGAACAAAGGAAUUGAGGAAAACAAGGUAUUAGCAUGAAAACAUUAGGAUAUGUGACUAUGUUUCACAGAAAUAAGUAAUCUGGAUAGAACAAUUCGUAAAUUUAUGUAAAGUUAAAGAGUCUAUAACUGAACUAUCUAUGAUGGAUUUGAUGGGAAUAGAAAAUUUAAACAAAUUCAGUGCAGGUGGAGGCAAGGUACCAUCUGUAGUGGAUACAAAACAUGAAAAAGCAUUUUCUGAUAUACCUGCUUGCACAGACAAAACGUUUUCUCUUACAAGAAGACAUUCAACUGGAACAUUUAUUACGGAAGCAGAAUUAAAAUGUUGCAAAGAUGAAAAACAUGAAGGUCAAAAUUACAAUACAAUAAUGCAAGUGAGAAAAGUGAGCCGGCAAUUCUCUCGCGAAAAUUUUAUACAGGAUGUUGAAGCUGCUAAAUGCAGUAGAUUUUACAGUAGAAGAAAUGCCCUAUGUGAUCCGUUUAGAUUGUUGAUUCCACAGCAUAUGCGUGAACAGUUGGGACUUGGAACAUACGAGGAAAGUGUCAAAGAUUGAAACAUAACAUAUUUUUUUUCUUUAAUUUCCUGGACAAGGAAGACGAACUCUUUUUUUUUAACAAAGUGGCGAAAUCAAUGGACUUUAUUUGAAAUAAUGGAUUUAUUUUUAAUUUAUUUCAUCAUAAAAAUGACAUAACUAUUAUCUUUGAUAUAUGUUAUUUAAUUCUAAAUAAAGUUCAAUCUUCUACGAUUUGCUUGACUUAAUAUACACAUAUCUGACAACUUAAAGCUAUUUCAUUUAAUUACAAAUACAGUUUUGUACAU